AGAACGUUCAUCGAAUGGAAAUUCGGCUUUGGGAAAGCCAAUAACAUCUUCGUCAAUGUUUGACUCUAUUGAUCCCCCUACUCUAGCCGUGGAUGGAAUUCUUUCUUCCUCAGUCGCGAAAGGACACCGUUGUUUUGUAUCCAAGUUCGAACAUAUGCCAUUCUUUCAGGUUGAUUUAAGAAUCGUUCACGAUAUAUCCUUUGUCAGAAUUUUUAACAGAAUGGAUGUUGCUGGAGAAAGAUUUCAAAACGCCUCCAUUUUAGCCUCCGUGGAUGGAGUGCAGUACAAGACUUGUGGAUCCUUCAAAGGCCCUGGACUUACACGACAAGUUAUCGACAUAGCUUGCGCAGAAGAGACUAAUGGGCGAUUUGUAAAAGUUCAAAUUCUAAAUAACUUCUUACAGUUGUGUGAGGUACAGGUAUACACACUGUGAUUCUUUUUUAUUUGAAUCUCCUUAUG
Messenger RNA from Saccostrea echinata, 459 nucleotides. RefSeq lists its product as uncharacterized. NCBI's taxonomy places the organism in Eukaryota, Metazoa, Mollusca, Bivalvia, Ostreida, Ostreidae. The coding region runs from base 56 to 433 and encodes 125 amino acids. The transcript is spliced from 2 exons. The record is from RefSeq and is a predicted model, not a curated record.